UGCUACAGCGCUCUUUGCUGCUGCUGUCACAGUCGUAACAUGAUUUCUCGUCCUUUAUUGUAAUUAUUCAAUUGUACAUUUAACAUAAGAAUCUCUUAACGAAGCAAUUUUAUUUGAAUCGUCAUGGAUUAUAAAGACGAGCAACACAAUGAGAUCGAAGCGUUGGAGUCAAUUUAUUGUGGAGAAUUGGAAAUUUUAGCUACAGAACCAUUUUAUACGUUUGCCAUCCCAAUUAAAACUGAAGAGUAUGAACCCGAGACUGCAAAUGGUCUGAGUUGUCGUUUAGAGUUUACGUACACUGCAAAGUAUCCGGAUGAGCCUCUUAUUAUAUCGAUAGAGGAUGAGGAGAACUUUGAAGAAAGUAGUGCAGAGAAAUUAAAAGAACAUUUAAUAGAACAAAUGAAUGAAAAUCUAGGAAUGGUUAUGGUAUUUACUUUAGUUAGCGCCGCUCAAGAGUGGCUUAAUGUACAGUGGGAUAAAAUUAAAUUAACAAGAGAGGAGAGUGCAGCGAAAAAACUGAGAGAGCAGGAAGAAGCAGAAAGGAAAAAGUUUGAAGGAACACGAGUCACCGUGGAAACGUUUCUAAGUUGGAAGGAGAAAUUCGACGAAGAAAUGGGAUACACAAAGCGGAGAGAAAUGGCUGAUCGAGAAGGAAAGAAGUUAACGGGCAGGGAACUGUUCAUGACCGAUAAAACAUUGGAUCAAUCGGAUCUUAAAUUCUUAGACGAUGAUUCCGUUAAGAUAGAUGAAAGUUUGUUUCAAAAUCUGGAUGAUCUAGAUCUGGAGGGCGACGACGACGACGAUGAUCCUGAUUAUGAACCAAACAUUUCUGACGAUAGUGCCUAAAAUAAAUACACUGUAUAUUCUGCGUAACUACUUAUAAGAUGAUCCCAAGAACUCUUAAUUAUCAAAUACGCGCAAUGAUUAGUACUUGAAAGUUUAUUUUAAGUGCUAAACGUAGGCACAGGUUAACCUGUUCCGGAGCAAAUACGCUAGUACAAAAUGGAUUUGUUAAAAAUUCAUUGGUGCUGUCUGCAUUUUAUACCACGAUUAAAGCAUGUUGAUAUUUGUUAUACGUGCACGUGAGAUGGAAGGGAAAUAUUUAAUAAGGAAAAUAAUUUUUAUAAUCAUGUACAUAGGAUCAUUUUCAUAAAGUAAUUCUUUAACAAACCAAGAAGAAAUCAUUCUUUCCCGCGCUGAGAAAUGAAAUAAAUAGGCGCACUAACGAUCAUA
Messenger RNA from Megachile rotundata (alfalfa leafcutting bee), 1233 nucleotides. RefSeq names its product RWD domain-containing protein 1. The record is from RefSeq and is a predicted model, not a curated record. Lineage: Eukaryota; Metazoa; Arthropoda; Insecta; Hymenoptera; Megachilidae. Gene Ontology annotation, molecular function: protein binding.